AUGAGAGGUGGUGUUUCUGACGAUAUGACUUCAACUUGCGUUCAAGGAGGAAUUAGACCAAUUGGACGGUAUCAACCAAACAUGAUUAUGGAACCAUCGUCUCCUCAAUCUGCCUGGCAGUUUCAUCAAGCCAUGCCGAAGCGAGAACCCGUCGAUCAUGAUGGUAGGAACGACUCCGGCUUAGCAUCAGGAGGUGAAUUUGUUUCAUCUUCGCCAGGAAGCGACAAUAGUGAACAUUUCAACGCUUCAUAUUCACCUCCAACCAGUUGCCAUACAGUAAUUUCUACAUCCAAUACUUUUUAUCCCACCAGUUUAAGAAGGCCUUCACAAACGCAGACAAGUCUUCCAACGCACAUGAUGUACACCGGCGAUCACAACCCGUUAACUCCUCCGAAUUCGGAACCUAUGAUUUCCCCCAAAAGUGCGUUAUCAAGAAACAACGAAGGUGAACAUCAAACUACUCUGACACCUUGUACGUCUCCUGGUGAUGCUUCUGUUGAUGUAACAGAUAGCGGUAAUUGCGACAGUGCUUUAAAGAAAUUACAAGCGACUUUUGAGAAAAAUGCUUUUAGUGAGUGUUCUGGGGAUGACGAUACCAAAUCUGACGGAGAGCCAGAAGAAUACGACGAGCAAGGACUAAGAGUUCCAAAAGUUAAUUCUCAUGGAAAAAUUAAAACUUUCAAAUGUAAGCAAUGUGAUUUUGUGGCCAUUACAAAACUAGUCUUCUGGGAACAUACAAAAUUACAUAUUAAAGCCGACAAACUCCUUAAAUGCCCCAAGUGUCCUUUCGUCACCGAAUAUAAGCACCAUUUAGAGUAUCACCUUAGAAAUCAUUAUGGUUCAAAACCAUUUAAAUGUAACCAGUGUAGUUACUCCUGUGUAAACAAAUCAAUGCUUAAUUCACACUUAAAAUCUCACUCCAAUAUUUACCAAUACCGAUGUUCUGACUGCAGUUAUGCCACAAAAUAUUGCCAUUCACUAAAAUUGCAUCUUAGAAAAUACUCACACAAACCUGCUAUGGUACUAAACCCAGAUGGAACCCCAAAUCCGUUGCCCAUAAUUGAUGUUUAUGGUACAAGGAGAGGACCAAAAAUGAAGUCAGAACAAAAAUCAUCCGAGGAAAUUUCUCCGAAACCCGAACAAGUUCUGCCAUUCCCAUUUAACCAGUUUCUACCCCAUAUGCAGUUACCAUUCCCAGGAUUUCCCUUAUUUGGAGGUUUUACGGGUGCCAUUCCAAAUCCUUUGUUAUUGCAAAACUUAGAAAAACUAGCCAGAGAAAGGCGUGAGUCAAUGAACUCUUCAGAACGUUAUUCCCCCGAACAAUCAGAACAAAUGGAUACCGAGGGCGACGCAGGUGUUCUUGAUCUCAGUAAACCAGAUGACUCUUCCCAGACAAAUCGACGAAAAGAUUCGGCGUACAAACUUUCAACUGGUGAUAAUUCUUCGGAAGAAGAAGACGACGAGGCAACUACAACAAUGUUCGGUAAUGUUGAAGUUGUAGAAAAUAAAGAACCAGAAGAUACUUCAUCUGGGAAACAGACACCAGUUAGUGCUAAAAAGGAUGAGUACUCGUGUCAAUACUGUCAAAUAAAUUUCGGUGACCCGAUUUUAUAUACUAUGCAUAUGGGUUACCACGGAUAUAAGAAUCCAUUUAUUUGCAACAUGUGUGGAGAGGAAUGUAAUGAUAAAGUGUCUUUCUUUUUGCACAUUGCACGAAAUCCUCAUUCUUAGAAAUAUAGAUAAGACUGAAUUCAAGGUUUGCAUUUUUAAGUAUCUUCACACUGAAGCUUUGUUAAUAUCCAAUGUUUGGUUGUGUAACAUUUACGCACAUCUAGGGUUUUUAUUUAUGAUUUUUUAAAAUGUACUUGUUCUAAUGUAUGGUAUGUAAUCACCAGAAUAAUAUUUUUUACCUAAUCAAAUUAAAAUACGCUAUGAAUUAUUAGUUUCGUCUGCUGAAUAAGAAUUAGAUGUUAUCAUAGAAUACAAUAAUUUCAUUUUUGGGGAUUCCAUUCUCCAUAUAUCAUGAUUCAUCAAUUUUCUUCAUUUACUAUUGUAAAUUAUUCCUGCUAUGAAUAUUAUUUUCAUAUGCAGCUGAUCUCCGCUGUAAGAUUUUUAUAUCAAGCAUUUCCUUUAAUAAUUUCACUUUAAACUAAAGUUAAGACCGUUUAAAGAGUGGAGUUGCAUCAUUUACUUCUUAUACUUGGGUUAAUCUUCAACAUAUAUUGGAAACUACAAGCAAUACCUCGAAUAAUAUUAUAAAAUUUCACCUGAACUAUGAAAAAACAAGACUCAUGGUCCAGGUGGGAUCGACCAUAAUGGACAUUUUCCAUAGGAGUCUAAUUUUUUUCUGGAAUCAUUUCGAGAUGUAUCUUAUAUCAAUAAUCACGAUAGGCGCCAAUCGCAAACAUUGUGCUUGUUUUUGCUUUUUAAAAGUUUCGUUUUUUAUUUUACAUAAUAUUUGAAUAGCUCCUUCUCAAUGUGCCUGCUCUAUCGGCACAUCUAUAUUUGCGUAAUAUGCAAAUAACAUAUUUUUUCCACUCUUUCUAACGGUGUAUCGCUGAUUAUAAUUUGAGCGUUUAUGUUGGUAUUCUUACUAAUGAUCAUUAUUUUUGUCUUCUUGCAAUUUAGUUUUAGGUCGAAUUUGUUGCAUGUUUCUAAAACGUUAUCCAUCAUCCUUUGGAGCUCCGUCGCACUAUCUGUGAGCAUCACUGUGUCGUCUAUAAAUUUGGGCAAUUUACAGCAAUCCCAUCUGAUUCAUUCAAUGCCUCUCUAAAGAGGUUUUCAAAGUAUAUGUUCAAUAAUGCCCGUAACAACAUACAACACUGUAUAACUUCCUUUUCGACUGUGAAGAUCUCAUUUUCUAGUCGCACUGUUGCUUUUUGUUGGAGAUAUAAGUUUGAGAUCAGUCUUAUAUCAUUACCAUCGAGUCCUGAUGUUUUAGGAUAUUGAUUAGUUUCCCAUGUGGGACUUUACCAAAUGCCUUCUCGAAAUCAAUGAAACAUGCAUACACAUCGCAGUUGACAUCCCUGGCUUUCUGUAUUAGAACUUGCAAACUAAAAAGUUCUUUCCUCGUUCCGAGUCCUGCUCUGAAUCCAAAUUGAACGUCACUCAUGUGUUCUUCUAAUUUGGUGUUUAUGCGCGAGUGAAUGAUAAUAGUAAGGAGUACGUAAAGUACAUGUCUCAUCAAACUAAUUAAUUUAUGUUCUUCACAUUUUCUAGUGUUGGCUUUUUUAGGAAGUGGUAUGAAUAUUGAUAGUAGCCAGUCUUUUGGUAAAUAUCCAGUCUCGUAGACGUUGUUGAAUAGCUUUGUAAGAGCUGUGAUUUGGUAUGCCUCUCACAUCUUUAAAAUUUCACCAUGCACCUCAUGAUUGCUGAUUUACUUGGUUAUUGGUGAUGAGUCCUGGUGAUUUACCAUCUUUAAUCCACCUAAUGGCCAUAGUUACUUCUUCGUUUGUUAAUUUUGGGCCGUAGGGAUUGUUUAUUUCAGUCGGACCUCGUGCUGCAUCUUCGAAUUUUUCUUGCAUAUAUUCUUUCCAUCUUCGUAAUUUAUCUUCAAUGGUAGUCAAAAUCUGACCUUCAAUGUUUACAACUAUGCCUGUAUUGCGUUGUUUUCUGGUGUUCUGUACUUCUUUAAUAUUUUUGUGUGUAUGGAAAUCGUCAUGUUUGCGUUGUAGUGUUUCAAUUUCCGUAAAUUUAUCUCCUUUAGUAUAGUCUUAUCAAACUUUUUUUAUUCGCUAGAAUGAAUUUACUUUGGAUAGCUAAAAAUUGAAAAUUUGACGUUUAAUGUUUAAAAAAUAGCAAUAAUUGGAAAAAAAGUGCAAAAAAGUUAUUUUUCCUUUACAUUUUUUUGACCAUUUAGACAACCGUUAUAUUUCGCCUACAAAAAUUGUAUAAUACGCCUGAAACGUGUGUUAAAUAUAUUUUUUAUUUUGCAAUCCAGUGUCUGCAAAAAAUUGGAAAUUUUCAAAUUUAUGCUGGGCCAAAAUAAGCACUAUAAAUAAUUAGCAAUAAAAGCACUUUAAAAAAUUAAAAUCGGUGUCCUAGGCGGGCCUAGGGAAUUUUUUAACAGUUUUUUAGAUGUAAACCAUUUUUUGAGUAUUUAAAGUGCUUAUUUUGGGCCCAGAAUAACUUUGACCAUUUGUAAACUAUUAAACCGAUCCUAACGAAAUUUAACACACGUUUCAUUUGUAUUAUAGACGUUUUUGUAGACUGAAUAUAAAGUCUAUAAGAUAUGUUCAAGGUAUCGAAAAAACAUAAAGGAAAAUUCCAUUUUUUGCACUGUUUUUCCCAAAUAUUGCUAUUUUUAAAACUGCAAAAAUGAAAUUUUUAAUUUAUAUCUCACCAAAUAUAUAUUAUGUAAAAUUGAAACUCAAAACUUUUGCCUUCUAAAAGCUUUUUUUGUACAAGCAGUAUCUCUCGAGUUAAAAAGGAAAAUAUGGGCACAAAAAGCAAAAAUUCUCGAUCAUUUUCCAGAUUUUGUUAAAUAAAAACUGAAGCACAUUUCCAACUGGUGCAUAUUGUGAUUAUUGAUACAAGGUACAUUCUGAAAUGAUUCUAGUAAAAAAUAGACUCCUAUGGUAAAUGUCCAAUUUAAAGCAGAUCCUUCCAGGACUAUGCUAAAUAGUUAGAUUGAAUAUAUAAGCUGGUCUAUAUAAUUCAUUUUAAAGCAUUGUAUGCUUUGUUUACAAUUAUAUCAAUUAUGGAAGAUUUCGAUAGGAAAAAAUUACUCAUUUUAUUAUGUGUUAUACUUCUAAAUAAUGCUGUAUUAUUGGGUUUUUGUUUUUAAUACGUGUUUGGUUUGUUGUUUAAAUGUAGAGUGUAUUUAUCCUGUGAUAUACAAUAACAGAAUAUUUAUAUAAUUGUUUCAUUUUGGCCAGACCAAAGACAGUUUUAUAUAAAGGCGGAAAGCAUCUAGGACAGAAUCAUACAAAUUAUUACCGUUCUUUCUGCCAUGUAAUUCUAUGCAUAUGGCAACUCUUGUUGAAUGGUUCCAUACUUCCGAUUAUAGAUAAACGAAAAGUGCUUAUCUUAUGUUAAGUAUUAAGCACUGUUUAUGUAGGCUAGACCUAUUCAAUUUUUUUCGUCGAUCUCUCUUUUUGCUGUUAAGAUUCUCACCUUUUUAUUAUUUCUAUUAAAGUGCCAUAUAAAUAUGCGAUAAUUAUUGGUGAUUGAACAUCAGGUCAAAUAUUUGAAUGAAAUAACAAUUUCUUUUUAGUUAUGUAAGUAUUUUUCAAAAAAAUAUGUAUAGUUUGAUGUAGGAAUAGACAAAAAAGAUUAUUUUUGGUGUGAAUAAAAAACAAAUUCUAGUGUAUUACCCCUGGUAAUAAUACUUUGUUGAAGAAUGCCAACCUUGAAUAAAUUGAUUAGCAUCUAGUCAACAGAUUUUUGUGUUUUACUUUUGUGCAAUUGUGCAAUUUAUUUCUAGUUUGAAUUUUCGGAAAUAUACGGGUAAAAGACUUUAAAACAAAGCAACAAAGUAGUGCCAUCUUGUAAAUUAUUUCUAUAUAUUAUUUGUAAAUUUUUUACACAGCUAAAAUUCCAAAUAUUAUUUGUGAGCUAUUUUAAGUUGAGUGUAAAUUUUUGUAUAUGAUUUUAGUUUUGUUCGAAUAUAGUUACCAUGCGAUAGCGCGAAAUAUAUUAUGUAUUUUGUAUAAACUUUGGGGCCAUAAUGAUUUAAGACUGAUAUGUAAAUAGUUUGUCUUUUUUAUUCUUAGUAUUAGCUAGAGCAACUGAUCAAAAAGUAUGUAUUAUAUAAUGUGGGUAUUAUAGAUUACCGUUUGAAACAAAUAAAUUAUGUUUUUGAUUG
This is a messenger RNA of Diabrotica balteata, 5806 nucleotides long. NCBI's taxonomy places the organism in Eukaryota, Metazoa, Arthropoda, Insecta, Coleoptera, Chrysomelidae. The record is from the annotation of a GenBank genome assembly.